AUGUUGGUGAUCCUGUGGGACCCUGACACGCUCCUCCACAAAACCGUUGAGCUGUUGGGCUCAAAUCUCAUUCCUGCCUUGGAAUCACCAGAACGGUUGGAAGCAAUCCUCCAAGCUUUACACGAUUCUGAGUAUGGGGCCGCCACAAAGCAAGUCAGCUCGCUGCGGGAAGGCCCGAAGCCGCGACUUCUCGAACUCACCUCGAAAACACAUGGGCACGAAUAUUUGCAACACCUACGAAACGUGUACGAGGAGUGGCUAUCGGCCGGCCUGAUCGAGAAGGACGGGCAUGUUCUGCCAGAGUGUUUUGUGUUGCCGACUUCGACGGGGAAACCACUACGUCCGCCCAAGGACCUUUUCGCAAGAGCAGGAUAUUAUGCCUUUGACAUGAGCAGUGGCAUCAUGUCAGAGAGUUAUCGAGCCAUGGUGGCUUCCGCAAACCUCGCAUGUGAGGGGACGGACAUGCUAUUAGGCUUUGAUAGUGGCCAACCCAACGACGUCGACACCGUCGUAGCUCUGUGUCGGCCACCAGGACACCACUGCGACGGUCAGCGAGCAGGUGGCUACUGCUACAUCAACAAUGCUGCUUUAGCAGUGAGUACGUGGCGGUCAUAUCAGCCUGAUGCACAGAUCGGAAUCCUGGAUAUCGACUUCCACCAUGGCAAUGGCACUCAGGAGAUUUUCUAUGCCGAUGGCAAGGUUCUGUACGUCAGCAUUCACGGGAAAGACGAGUUUCCGUAUUACACCGGCGAGGAAGAUGAGAUAGGCCUUGGCGAGGGGCAGGAUAUGAACAUCAACCUUCCACUCAAAGUUGGCAGCUCAAUCGAAGAGUACCUGGAAAAACUCGACCAUGGCCUGAAGAAACUUGUGGAGUUCAAGACCGAGUUCUUGAUUGUGAGUCUGGGGUUCGACACCUUUCAUGCGGAUCCGUUAGGUCAUUUCCAGAUUCACACAGAAGACUAUGAGACUAUUGCGAGGACAACAAGACAGGCACUCAAGACAAUGCCAGCACUUAUUCUUCUUGAGGGCGGAUAUGUGAUUGAGCACCUUGGUGCGAAUAUGUUGUCAUUCCUCAAAGGGUGGAACUCUACCUGA
Cladophialophora immunda is the source of this 1095-nucleotide messenger RNA. RefSeq lists its product as uncharacterized. The transcript has a single exon. Bases 1 to 1095 code for a protein of 364 amino acids. NCBI's taxonomy places the organism in Eukaryota, Fungi, Ascomycota, Eurotiomycetes, Chaetothyriales, Herpotrichiellaceae. The record is from RefSeq and is a predicted model, not a curated record.